GCCCUCGACGGACACCGCCAGGCCCGCGAAGCUCACCAUGCCGCGCCCGGCCCCCGCGCGCCGCCUCCCGGGAUUCCUGCUGCUCUGGCCGCUGCUGCUGCUGCUGCUGCCCCCCGCCGCCCCCGACCCCGUGGCCCACCCUGGUUUCCGGAGGCUGGGGACCCGACGUCCCGGGGGCAGCCCUGGACGCCGCCCCUCUCCUGCGGCUCCCGACCGCGCGCCCGCUUCCGGGGCCAGCGAGCCUGGCCGCGCCCGCGGUGCAGGUGUUUGCAAGAGCAGACCCUUGGACUUAGUGUUUAUCAUUGAUAGUUCUCGUAGCGUACGGCCCCCGGAAUUCACCAAAGUGAAAACUUUUGUCUCCCGGAUAAUCGACACUCUGGACAUUGGGCCGGCUGACACGCGGGUGGCAGUGGUGAACUAUGCUAGCACUGUGAAGAUCGAGUUCCAACUCCAGGCCUACACAGAUAAGCAGUCCCUGAGGCAGGCUGUGGGUCGAAUCACACCCUUGUCAACAGGCACCAUGUCAGGCCUAGCCAUCCAGACAGCAAUGGACGAAGCCUUCACAGUGGAGGCAGGGGCUCGAGAGCCCUCUUCUAACAUCCCUAAGGUGGCCAUUAUUGUGACAGAUGGGAGGCCCCAGGACCAGGUGAAUGAGGUGGCGGCUCGAGCCCGAGCAUCUGGUAUUGAGCUCUACGCUGUGGGCGUGGACCGGGCAGACUUGGAGUCCCUCAAGAUGAUGGCCAGUGAGCCCCUAGAGGAGCAUGUUUUCUACGUGGAGACCUAUGGGGUCAUUGAGAAACUUUCCUCUAGAUUCCAGGAAACCUUCUGUGCUCUGGACCCCUGUGUGCUUGGAACACACCAGUGCCAGCACGUCUGCAUCAGUGACGGGGAAGGCAAGCACCACUGUGAGUGUAGCCAAGGAUACACCUUGAAUGCUGAUAAGAAAACGUGUUCAGCUCUUGAUAAGUGUGCUCUUAACACCCAUGGAUGUGAGCACAUCUGUGUGAACGACAGAAGUGGCUCUUAUCAUUGUGAGUGCUAUGAAGGUUAUACCUUGAAUGAAGACAGGAAAACUUGUUCAGCUCAAGAUAAAUGUGCUUUGGGUGCCCAUGGGUGUCAGCACAUUUGUGUGAAUGACAGAACAGGGUCCCAUCAUUGUGAAUGCUAUGAGGGCUACACUCUGAACGCAGAUAAAAAAACAUGUUCAGUCCGUGACAAGUGUGCCCUAGGCUCUCAUGGUUGCCAGCACAUUUGUGUGAGUGAUGGGGUCGCAUCCUACCACUGUGAUUGCUAUCCUGGCUACACCUUAAAUGAGGACAAGAAAACAUGCUCAGCCAUUGAGGAAGCACGAAGACUCGUUUCCACUGAAGAUGCUUGUGGAUGUGAAGCUACACUGGCAUUCCAGGACAAGGUCAGCUCGUAUCUUCAAAGACUGAACACUAAACUUGAUGACAUUUUGGAGAAGCUGAAAGUAAAUGAAUAUGGACAAACACAUCGUUAAAUUGCUCCAAUUUCUCACCUGGAAAUGUGGACAGCUUGGUAUAUUUAAUACUCAUGCAUUCUUUUGCAUACCUGUUAUUGCCAAUGUUUCUGCUAAUAAUUUGCCAUUACCUGUAUUAAUGCUUGAAUAUUACUGGAUAAAUUGUAUGAAGAUCUUCUGGAGAAUCAGCAUGAUUUUUCCAAGGAAAUAAAUAUGCAGAUACUUAUUAAGAGCAAACUUUAGUGUCUCUAAGUUAUGACUGUGAAAUGAUUGGUAGGAAAUAGAAUGAAAAGUUUAGUGUUUCUUUAUCUACUAAUUGAGCCAUUUAAUUUUUAAAUGUUUAUAUUAGAUAACCAUAUUCACGAUGGAAACUUUAGGUCUAGUUUCUUUUGAUAGUAUUUAUAAUAUAAAUCAAUCUUAUUACUGAGAGUGCAAAUUGUACAAGGUAUUUACACAUACAACUUCAGAUAACUGAGAUGAAUGUAAUUUUGAACUGUUUAACACUUUUUGUUUUUUGCUUAUUUUGUUGGAGUACUAUUGAAGAUGUGAUCAAUAGAUUGUAAUACACAUAUCUAAAAAUAGUUAACACAGAUCAAGUGAACAUUACAUUGCCAUUUUUAAUUCAUUCUGGUCUUCUAAAGAAAUGUACUACUAAAGAGCACUAGUUGUGAACUUAGGUGUUAAACUUUUUACCAAGUACAAAAAAUCCCAAAUUGACUUUAUUAUUUUGCUUCAGGAUCCAAGUGAUAAAGUUAUAUAUUUAUAAAAUUGCUAUAAAUCGACAAAAUCUAAUGUUGUCUUUUUAAUGUUAGUGAUCCGCCUGCCUCAGCCUCCCAAAGUGCUGGGAUUACAGGCAUGAAAGUCUAACUUUUUUUUACUUAUAUAUUUGAUACAUAUAAUUCUUUUGGCUUUGAAACUUGCAACUUUGAGAACAAAACAGUCCUUUAAAUUUUGCACUGCUCAAUUCUGUUUUUCGAUGGUAUUGUCUUUAAUAUAAUAAAAGUUAUUACCUUUACAUAUUAUCGUCUAUUUUUUGAUGACUCAUCAAUUUUGUCUAUUAAAGAUAUUUCUUUAAAUUA
Messenger RNA from Symphalangus syndactylus (siamang), 2559 nucleotides. RefSeq names its product matrilin 3 (gene MATN3). Gene Ontology annotation, molecular function: calcium ion binding. NCBI's taxonomy places the organism in Eukaryota, Metazoa, Chordata, Mammalia, Primates, Hylobatidae. The record is from RefSeq and is a predicted model, not a curated record.